Dermatophagoides farinae (American house dust mite) is the source of this 902-nucleotide messenger RNA. RefSeq lists its product as uncharacterized. The record is from RefSeq and is a predicted model, not a curated record. Lineage: Eukaryota; Metazoa; Arthropoda; Arachnida; Sarcoptiformes; Pyroglyphidae.
GCUCGAAAGGAUCAGUAUCGAUCAUUUAGUUUUUAUUGAACGUGUUAUUUAUUUACAUAUAUUCAUCUACAUUAUCAGCAUUUCAUCAUCAAAUUCAUUUAUAAAUUCAUUCAUUUAAUAGAUAAAACAACCAUGGCAUCAAUGCAAAAUUUUUUUACUAUUAUCCUUUUGGCGACAACCACGUUCAUUGUUUUGGAUUUGAGUAAAAAUGAUUCUUUUAAUAAAUCAGCAACGGGAAAAUAUCUUAACAAGAUUGGUGUUGGACCUCAUUUGCAACGAUUCAUCAACACAAUCAUACAUUCGGAAUUUUAUCGACAAUAUGUCCUACCUGCUUAUAAUUCAUUAAUUCGAACAUUAGCACCACAUAUGGCUUUCAUUCGAAAAGAAACAAUCAAAUAUGGUAAUCAUGUAUCCGUUUGGUUUAAAAAUACUUUUCCAUCAUUGUUGCAAACAAUUGAACGAAAAGUAAUUCCAGCCAUUGCUGAACAUUAUUCUCAUUUCGUAGUAUACACACAAAAAUACUGGACAGUAACAUAUUCAAAAAUGCAAGAAAUAAGUCUUAUUACUGGUGAAUGGAUCAACCAAAAUGUUUUCACUAAAUUUCCACGCGAUCAGCUAUUGAAAACAUUUAAUGAAUUCAUUGCGAAUACACAGAAAAUGGCAUAUAAUUCAUAUGAAUAUUUGGCGAGUCAAAUACAGAAAUUCAUUGCUGCAUAAUUACUCUUGGAUUUUUGUUUGGCGUUUAAUUAAAUAAUAUAAAUUGGCGAACAAACCAACAAAAACAUGGUUGUCAUUCCUGAUUUUUGUAAAUUUUCAUUUCCAGUGGAUGUUUCUCUUUACAUUCCCACCUUUACAUUCUUAUUCUUUUCAAUACUUAACAACCUAAUAUUUUAUCGUAAUUA